Molecule: messenger RNA, 2143 nt
Organism: Paramecium sonneborni
Lineage: Eukaryota; Ciliophora; Oligohymenophorea; Peniculida; Parameciidae
Source: the annotation of a GenBank genome assembly
AUGAUAAAAGAAUACUUAUAACUAGAACCUUCGAAAUUAGCAAGAUAUCGUUUACUUACUGUAAUGUUGACAAUUAUAUGGUUAUGUCAUCUAUUUGCUUGUUUAUUCUUUUUUGUUGGAAGACGACAAUUAGGAAAGCAAUUAAGGAAUGUAUCAUGGUUGAAUAGUUGCGAUGUAGUUAUAAUGAAUGGUGGAUAUGAAGAUAUGCCAAUCUCUGAAUUGCAUUUAUAUUCAUUUUAUUGGGCUGUAACAACAAUGAUAUCAGUAGGAUAUGGUGAUGUUACUCCUAUGAAUUUCUGGGAAGUUUUUGUGACAGUCAUUACAUAAUUUAUAUCUUGCAUUGUAUUUGCCUAUUCAGUUAAUGCUAUUUGGGAAAUGAUUUAUUCAUAGAAUGAAAGCAAACAAAAAUUUCAGUAUAUAAAUAUUUAUUUUAUUAUAGAAAAUAUGUUAAUGCUAUCUAAAGAUUUAUGGUAAAACAUAAUGUUGAUAGAAAAUUGAAAUCACGUAUUGAAGCCUAUCUAUUUCAUUUAUGGUAAACUGAAAAAGCUAGAGAUCAUGAAUUAGAACAAGCUAUGAUACUUAAAUUAGCACCUGCUUUAAGAGAAGAAUUGAUUUAUUAAACUUUAGGUAAAAUGCUCAGAUAAAGCAAUUUCUUCUCCUAAUUCACAUAAGAUUUUCUUAUGGAAUUGGCAUAAUAAAUUUAAUAACAAUAUUAUUCCUAAGAAGAAAAUAUCUUUAUUGAAAGAGAAGAGAUUGAUGACUUUCCUUUAUAUUUCUUAGAAAAAGGAUAGAUAGAAAUCUUUUUAGAUAGUGGAAAAAGAAUCAAAUUACAUAUCAUGAAAUCUGGGAUUUUUGGUAUUAUUGGAUUUAUUACUGGACACAAAAGAACUGCAUCUGCACGUUGUUUGACUUAUUCAGUCAUUUAUAAACUAUCGAGAAUAUAAUUUAUUAAUUUAUUAGAUAAAUACGAAAGUGAUCGAUAAAAAUUCUAUGAAAUACGUCACAAUAUAUUUUUCAAUAAUGAUUAUUAGAAUUUAAAAUUAAGAUGUUAUAUUUGUGAAAGUAGAAGUCAUUUAGCAAUUAAUUGUAAAAGAACUCUAUAUCUUCCAAUAAAAAAUUAAAUUAUUUAAUCAUAUUACAAUGUAUAAAAUAAUAGAGAAUCAAGUUUUAAAAGAAGAAUAGUAAAAUAAUAAUUUAAAGCUCUAUCUCACAUUCGAGAAGUUUAAGUGAAUGCAUUAGCAAUAAAAAAGUACUUUUAAAUAACAACAUUUAAUUUGGAUUCAAAUGAUGAAGAUGAUGAAUAUAGUUCAGAUGUAGAUGAUUAUGAAGAAGAAAUUGAAAAUAUAAAAAAAAUAGUUGAAUAAGAAAAAGAAAAAGCAUAAUUCAAAUAAAGAGGACAAUGGUUAGCUGAUGAUAAUUAUGAGAUGAAAAUAUAUGAAAAUAAAGAUAAUUAAAGUAAAGAUAAUUAAAGUAACGAAUAAUCAGAUUAUUUACAAAGGUCUUAAGUAAAUAUAAAGAAUUCUGAAGAAGAAUAAAAAAAAAGUAAAAAAAAAAAGAAGUUUUAAAGUUUUGUAAAAUUACCAUUACCAAAAAAAGUUAGAACUUCGUCAAUGUCUAGUUUAACUCCUAUUUAAGAAUAAAUAAAAAAAGUUGGAAAGAUAUAAAAUAGUCAAUCUCCAACUGCUAUUUAAAUUUAAAGGAGGAAAAGUAAAUUACUAUAAGGUUAUGAAGUAAAUGAUAAAUAAAUUGAUAAAAUUGCAUCUCCAGAUAGAUAAAUUAAUAAUGAUUAAAAGAAAUAGGAGUUACUGAGAAAAAUGAAAUUUCUGUAAAUAGCCUAACCUAGAAAUAAGGAAGUCUAAUUAAUCAUUGAUGAAUUAAUGUAAUAUUAUCAAAUCUUUAAUUUAGGAAUUAUAUCUCUAAUAGUUAAAGUCAUAAUUAACCUUCAAAAGUUGAAAAUGAAUCCAAUACUAAUGCUAAUGCUAAUUCAGAUGUUGAUAGUUAAUUUAGUAUUGAUCAUAUGGCUAAUUAUGAGUGUUUCUUUUAAGAAGAAAAUCCUGAAAAAGUUAUACGUAAAUAUAAGAGAAUCUUUAAAGAAAGAGUCAAAUAGAGAAGGACAACCUUAAUUAGAUAUUAGGAUGAUUGA